Fusarium oxysporum Fo47 is the source of this 1362-nucleotide messenger RNA. RefSeq names its product fungal specific transcription factor domain-containing protein. Gene Ontology annotation, biological process: DNA-templated transcription. Gene Ontology annotation, molecular function: zinc ion binding; DNA binding. Lineage: Eukaryota; Fungi; Ascomycota; Sordariomycetes; Hypocreales; Nectriaceae. The record is from RefSeq and is a predicted model, not a curated record. The coding region runs from base 1 to 1362 and encodes 453 amino acids. The transcript is spliced from 2 exons.
AUGUUUUUCGGUAAUGUCGCAAGUCACUCGAGCGUUGACACAGGCUUCCCAAUUGCCGCGUUCUCUCAACCUAUUGCGUCAACUAGUUUGCCUGCCUUUUCUUCUCAGACUCUGCUUGGUGGUACUGGCAACGAAGUACCUCGGGCACUUCCUCUGAGAGAACGUUACAUCGAGUCGUUCUAUCUGAAUUUCUACGCCGCUCAUCCCUUUAUACCGCCAAAGGAUCUUCUUCUAAUCUUAGCACAGCAGACCUCCCUGGAGCCCCUGCUUGCAGCUAUGCGUUGGAUUGGUUCUCUAUACAUCGAGCAAGACAGCUCUCGCAGCCUUUUAACAGAUGCAUCCCGCCUAAUAGAUGGUACGCCUCUCAAAAACGGCUUCUUAGUGCAGGCUAUGUUGCUUGUCAUCAUUGGACUUGACGGCAAUCGUCAAGGAAAAAGGGCCAAAAAGCUCAUGGCAAAUGCCCGGGAUAUCUCGAUUCAAAUUAAAUUAAACACGCAUCCAUUUGCAGCCACCAACGGACAAGGAAUUCCGAUACUUGAGGAGAGCUGGCGGAGGACGUGGUGGGAGCUUUACAUUGUGGAUGCCCUUAUGUCGGGUGUGCAUCAAACCAACAUCUUUAUUCUGUAUGAUGUACCUACGGAUGUCGGUCUGCCUUGUGAGGAGUACCAAUAUCUCACAGGACAAAUACCUCCCCCCAUUCACCCAUACGAUACGGAAAACUUGGGACUGUUUGAUGGCAGGCCGUUUUCAUCGUACACCUAUCGGAUUCAAUGUGCCUGCCUCUUGGGUACCCUUCAAAAAAUGCCAACACAGGUCGACCAUGUCGACAGGCUCCUCGCCAACUGGAUGCUCCGCUUACCUCCUUCAAAAUAUGACGCUUAUUGCAAAGGCGAGUUAGAUGAGAUGAUGUUCCAGGCCAUUAUGAUGUGGCAGGCUAUUUCUAUUCUCUUACACCAGCCUCACUCACAACUGGAUCCAUCUUUGACUUAUAAUAUUAAGGCCUGCGUCCCCAACACGCCAGCUGUUUCCAGCGAUGCCUUAAAUUCGCAUACGAAACAUACGAUUCGGGCUGCGAGGGAACUUAGCAAGUUGAUCAGCCAACGCGUUCCUCUCCUCAAACACACUCAUUUCUUUGCUUACAUGGUGACACUCUCAUCGACAAUCCACCUCAGCAGAUGGUCAUUAACCUUUGUGGCCGAAGAUGAUGAGGAUCUACGUCAAAAUAUGGGUCGAAAUAUUGGGGCCCUUAUAAAGUAUGCUGAGAUGUGGCCUAUGGCGCAACGUUUGGGACUGCAAGUAAAGCAAAUUGCAAAAAAGGUGUAUACAACAAAGAAGCACCAGCAACAGCAGCCUUCAAAAUAG